Wyeomyia smithii (pitcher-plant mosquito) is the source of this 2363-nucleotide messenger RNA. RefSeq lists its product as uncharacterized. The coding region runs from base 276 to 587 and encodes 103 amino acids. The transcript has 3 exons. The record is from RefSeq and is a predicted model, not a curated record. Lineage: Eukaryota; Metazoa; Arthropoda; Insecta; Diptera; Culicidae.
AAAAUUCAUUCACAAUAAGCUCGCGGCAUCGCACGGAGGUCGAAGUAAUCGGUGUGUAUUCUCGUUGAUUCAGAUUUGUAAACCUGGUGUAACAUACAGUCUACUACCACAACCCGGUGGACAUAGUAAAACUGGCAGAGACGUUGUGUCUAGCAAAACAGACAGACUGAUGCAAUCUAAGAAUAGUGCUCAUUUGAAAACUUCAAACAAAUAGUUUUAACAGUUUUUAAACCGUUUCAAAUUAAGUGUACCAAGUAGUAAUCAGUAUAACAAACAUGUCUCGAUUAGUGCAAGUGAGUAGUGCGGCUUUGAUCGUUUUAAUACUGCUUAGCAGCAGUCAGGUGGCGGAGCAAGCGGCGACAUUCCUACAGGAUCUAACUCGUUUGUCUCGAUCAAUUGAUUCACAAGAAGAAAAAUGCGCUGACAAUACGGCCUGCGGUUGGGCUAUCUACAAGCCAUUCACCCGGGCAAUCGAAAACUACAUGCGAAACACAUGCACUUGCCCGGACCAUAUGAAAUGCAUCCGUACUGAUGAUGACUUGUCGAUCAGUGCGUUCGUUUACCGGUGCCGGAAAAUGCAAAGCUAGAAUGCGCCUUCAGUAGUUCCACUUGAAUCCUCGUGGGUCACUCUUCCGUCUGUACAAUAGUUUAUGAAUUGACCAACUGUAAGCUUUACACUAUUUAAAAAUAACUUCUCACUCUCUAUUUAAUUUAUACUUUGUGGGAAUAAAGGUCCCCUCCUAUUCGCAUAAAUUUAUCAUACAGUCAUUAUUUAAAAUAAACUACCAGACUCUACGUGUGCGAAUAUUUGGAUAACUGAAACCACCUUCACAACUGUAUCCUACCAGAAACUCUAUGUAGGGGUCAACUGCAACUGAACAAAAAAAAACUAGCUAGUUAGUGCAAGUAAUAAAAAGACACACGGCAGUAAAAUUAGUAACUAGUUUAUAAGGAUUGUCAAACAGUUCCUUUGCAAGUGGAUUAGGGAUCAAUGUUAAUUAGCAAUUACAUUGUAACACGUUUACAAAACGUCUGUACAAGACACUAAAUUUUCUUUCAAAAAGAACCCAGUUAAUUUAUGCCAAUUACAUGUAAAACAGAUUGUUUGCAGAUCUGGACAUCUGAGCUAACAAUUAGAAAUCAACCCUUAACCAACAAAUCGAAUAAUAGAAAUGUAUCCCAUCGAUCUAACUUUUCUCACAUUUAAUUCUGGUUGGAUUACAGAACUGUGAAUCAUGCUUUGAUUAGUGUAAUUUAAUCAUCAUUAUUUCUGUACUCCGCAAUAUACUGUCUAGAAACAGUUUAUAAGGCGGCAUUACUAUUUAGUUGUAUGAAGUUCAUCUCAUUCUGAGAGAACUGAUAGGAAGAAGCCUUUUAGAGAAUCUUUUGAUACAACAAACUGCGAAUGGAGUCAUUCUAUUAAAAUUCGAUUAUCCUAAACUUCAAUAAUGCUCCACAGACCAAGCAGAUUUAAUCGGAAAAACUUUGGCGAAACUUAAAAUUUAGUGUCAAAAACCAAUCUAAGACAUUUAUCUACUAAUAAAGUUGUCUCUAGGCAAGGAAAUUGUUUACAUGGGCAAAAAUCAAAUCAAAACCUAGGUGCUAAACCACAUUCCGAUUUUGGAACCUGACUUUCCAAGGUUAAUACAACAUCAAAAGCCGGCCCACUGUUAGUAAACAAUAGAGUUGCGGGCUAACGGCUUUAGUUAUGUCACGCAUACGAACAGUUUCUUUCCUAGUCGAGAUUCGAAUAUAUGACGACUGGAUUGUUAUACCAGCAUCGUACCUCAAGACCAAUUAGAAGGUACAUAGCAAACAACGCCCUAUAUGAAACAUACAAUACGGAAUGUGAGCACAGCAAAAGCGGCAGGUGCAGUAAAGUUAGAAACGUACUUAAAAUUUGACUCUCUCUCUAUCUGUUUCUUACUUGAUCUUCCCCACCUUUUUUUUUUCACUACAAACCAAACCGCCAAUUAACAUUGAUACUAAUGAAAAAUCAAACGAAACUAUAUUUCCUGACACGACAGUCAAUACAGUAUUUACCAUAUCAGCCACCAGAUUCCACAGACAUUCAAUAGCUAUCAAAACAUGUCCAUAUUUGUGCCAAAUUACAACGAUAGCAUCCAUCAGCGAAUACUCAUAGCAUGUAAAUCAGUAUUUGAAAAAGUAAAAAUUUAACGAAAAUUACAACGCACAUCAUCGGAACAUUGUUUCUACAAUGAAGGAGAAUUUUUUAAUGCAAGUAAAUUAGACGUAGUUCGACACUUGUUACGACUGUAGUACCAAGUAUGUUGAUUUGUACCAAGUAUGUUGAUUGAUAAUGAUUAUUGACGAGGUAAAAUAAAUAUUAUAUUAAAUAAAUA